UUAAUAAACACUAAUUAACUUCAAAAAGCAAAGUUACUUAGAAGCUUUUUUUAUAUUGAAAUAAAAAAAAAUGACUAAGGUAGCAUUAAUUGUUUUGAUGGCUUGCAUGUUAAUAGCAAGUUCUCAUGCAAAAGCAACAUUAACAUGUGAUCAAGUAACCAUAUGGUUAACACCAUGCAUACCUUAUGGAAUGUUGGGAGGGAGUGUAUCACCUAUGUGUUGCCAAGGUGUUCACUCUAUAAAUGCUGCUUAUAAGAAUGGUGAUGAUAGAAGACUUGCUUGCCAGUGUAUCCAAGAUAAGGCUGCACAAAUCCCUUUACUUGAUUAUACACGUGUUAAUCAAAUUGGUGAAUUAUGUGGAUCUGAAUGUCCCUACAAAGUUUAUCCCUCCACUGAUUGCUCUAAGGUUAAGUAAGCAGCAAAGGGUGCAACAUAUACCUUGAGAUUAUUUUUAUUAUAUGGAGAAUAAAGAAAUAUUUUGCCUUACUAUAGAAAAUAAAAUGUACAGAUCGUAUGUAACGAUCUGGUGAAUUUCUGGAACAAUAUAAUAUCAUCUUUUAUCAAUAAAAAUAUCCACUUUAAUUAAA
This is a messenger RNA of Trifolium pratense (red clover), 587 nucleotides long. Its product is annotated as non-specific lipid-transfer protein 1-like. Gene Ontology annotation, cellular component: membrane. Lineage: Eukaryota; Viridiplantae; Streptophyta; Magnoliopsida; Fabales; Fabaceae. The coding region runs from base 71 to 415 and encodes 114 amino acids. Gene Ontology annotation, biological process: lipid transport. The record is from RefSeq and is a predicted model, not a curated record. Gene Ontology annotation, molecular function: lipid binding. The transcript has 2 exons.